AUAUAGUAAAUAUUUUAUAAACCAUACUAACAGUUUGGUAAAUAAUUUUUUUACGGAACCCCAUUUUGGUCAUUAACUCUCCGUAACCCUCCCUUUCCUUACCCGCUCACUCUAGAAGCCAGAUAUCCGGCCAACCACCAUCGCAGCGUCCUUACAUCCGCCUACUCUUCCGCCUCCGGCAUCUACCUCCUACUCAGCAAACUGCCGCCUCCGGAGGCCGAUAAGCAAAGAAUGUCCAUAAAUCAAGACGACUACUCACCGGCGGAAACCCUAAUUAUCUUCGACCGCCCUAUACCUCUCAUCCGACGGCCCAUACCAGUCGGAGAAGGAACAGAUGAUUCCUUCGUCCUCGGCUUCAAAGACCCUCAAUCUUGGGCAUCCGCAUACAAAUCGUGUGAGUCCAAUAUCAUACAACAAUGCGAGGCUGGUGUUCGGAUCGGUUGCUCCGUGAGCGCGUCCAGCAAGUGCGCCCCACCAUGGUGGAAAUCUAUGAUCGGCGGUGGUGUAUCCAAAGAAGAAUUAAUCGAGAGAGAAAAGUGCGAAGAACGAGAAAUGUCGGAAUGUUUCGAAACUUCGAGAAUGAAUUGUCGUAAAUUUGCGGAAGAUAAGUGUUUGCCGGCGUUUACAGAUGCUCGAAUUGUGGUAAAAGCCGGCAGUGGUGACGAAAAAGCGAAGAAGUGUGUGUCGGAGUUGAUUGGUAAGGUUUGUAUGGGGGAAAAUCAAAAGAGGGUUGGUGGUGUUGAGUUGUGGACAUUGAAAGGUUCUUGGUCAGAAAUCAAAUCUAGAAUUGGAUUUACGAUUCUCAGAGGAAGUGAUCUGCUUGAGAAGCAAUUCUGAAGAGAAAAUCGGCUAUGAAUUCAGAUUUGGGGGCAGAAUUUGCAAAGGAUCCAUCCAAAUCCAAGAGAACUUAUACAAUGGUAAUUUUUGUUUAUACUAGUUGUUAAUUAGUUAGUAUCAAUAGUUGUAAUGCCUUGAAAUUUUUCUAGAUAAAUAUGCUUACAUGUUCCAAUA
This is a messenger RNA of Lactuca sativa (garden lettuce), 1011 nucleotides long. RefSeq lists its product as uncharacterized. Gene Ontology annotation, cellular component: plastid. NCBI's taxonomy places the organism in Eukaryota, Viridiplantae, Streptophyta, Magnoliopsida, Asterales, Asteraceae. The record is from RefSeq and is a predicted model, not a curated record.